Molecule: messenger RNA, 891 nt
Organism: Huiozyma naganishii CBS 8797
Lineage: Eukaryota; Fungi; Ascomycota; Saccharomycetes; Saccharomycetales; Saccharomycetaceae
Gene: MRPL40
Product: mitochondrial 54S ribosomal protein uL24m MRPL40
Exons: 1
Coding region: 1-891 (296 amino acids)
Biological process (GO): translation
Cellular component (GO): ribosome
Molecular function (GO): structural constituent of ribosome
Source: RefSeq, a predicted model, not a curated record
AUGUCGUUCAACUCGAGACACAUAUCGAAGGCCGGUGCGCGGAUCAUGGAGCAACUGGCGCACCCGACGCCCGGGGUCGCUCGGAAGCGCGAGUUGGAGGCGUUACGAGCGGUCCCUUCCUUCCUGAGACCGGACUUGCCGCGGGUGAUGGACCCGGCGAAGCGGUACAGGACACCGCAAGAGUGGCUGUUCAUGCCGGGGGACCGUGUUGUGAUCAUGAGGGGUCCCUGUAGGGGCAACAUCGCCGUGGUGAGGGAGCACGACCGCAACACGAACGGAUACCUGCUGGACGAGAGUGGUCCACAAAGGACCGUUGUCGUUCCAAGAGAGUUCUGGCAGGAGGGACAGGAGUCGCACGUUGUAGCGAUGCCCCAGGCUCUGAGGAGGCAGGAUCUGCGGUUAGUAGCAGAGAUCGAGUCCCCUCAGGACGAUGGGAAGUUGCGCACCGUCGCAGUGGACAAUGUCAUGUUCGAGGGGGAGUACUACGACAAGUGGUACCGUCGGAAGAUGCCCUACCGAUGUGUGUUUGGACAGCGGGACCUGGUGAUCCCUUGGCCGCGGCCGGAACCGCAGGAGACGGGCACCUUAGGAACUGAUCCUGGUGUCGCUCGAGAACAGUCUUUCUGGGUGGACUCUCUCGUGCGCGGACCCAUCCCAUCUGCUGCUCUAGCGACAGUGCGCAACCCGCACUCGAAGUACAGACGUGGGAAGCUUACGCCGCGGGACAUCAAGCGGCUUGUCGCUCCGGAGAUGCCCGCGAUGCCCGCGAUGCGACAACGCAAGAACUCAUCGCAACACAAGAAGCAAAUGAUCACAGACGAGGACAUCGAGCUGAUCGGUUCUCGCGUGCAGCAAUUCCUCGAGUCCCAGACAACGACGACACCAAAAUGA